Triticum dicoccoides is the source of this 1535-nucleotide messenger RNA. RefSeq names its product UDP-glycosyltransferase 88B1-like. Lineage: Eukaryota; Viridiplantae; Streptophyta; Magnoliopsida; Poales; Poaceae. The transcript has a single exon. Gene Ontology annotation, molecular function: UDP-glucosyltransferase activity. The record is from RefSeq and is a predicted model, not a curated record. Bases 53 to 1504 code for a protein of 483 amino acids.
GGCACUAGUCCACCAGCUAAAGACAGAUCCAGUAGCCAGCCGAAGACCGUCAAUGGCGAAUCCGACCAUUGUGCUACUGCCGGUCUGGGGCGCCGGCCACUUCAUGCCCAUGCUACAGGCCGGGAAGCAGCUGCUUGCCAGCAGCAGCCGGCCCCUGUCGCUCACGGUGCUCCUCAUGCUGGCGCCGACAGCGCAGUCUGCGUCCGACAUCUCCGAGCACAUACACCGGGAGGAAGCGGCAAGCGCCUUGGACAUCCACUUCCACCAUCUCCCGGACGUGAAGCUGCCGACGGACCACUCGGGCGUCGAGGAGUUCCUCUCCCGCGCAGUGCAGCUCCACGUGCCCCAUCUCCGCGCAGCUAUAAUUGGCUUGACCUGUCCGGUGGCCGCGCUCGUCGUCGACAUAUUCUGCAUGCCGGCGCUAGACGUGUCCCGUGAGCUCGCCGUGCCGGCGUACGUGUAUUUUACCUCCAGCGCUGCGAUGCUGUCGCUCCUCUUGCGCUCGCCCGCUCUGGAUGACGAGGUGGUCGUUGAGUUCAAGGAGAUGGAAGGCACUCUGGACUUGCCCGGCCUCCCCCCGGUGCCGCCGUCCGUCCUCCCGGGGACCUUGCUGGAGUGGAAGAGUCCGACCUACAAGUGGUUCGUGUACACCGGCAGGCGCUACGUGGAAGCCAGCGGUAUCAUCGUAAACAUGGUAGUCGAGCUGGAGCCGCGCGUCCUUGCAGCUAUCGCUGAAGGUCGGUGCACACGUGGAGCCCGCGCCCCGACCGUGUACCCGAUCGGUCCAGUGCUCGCGCUGAGGCCACCCGCUCAUGCCGAGGAGCAGCCGCACGAGUGCCUGCGGUGGCUCGACGCGCAGCCUUCGGCCUCCGUGUUGUUCCUCUGCUUCGGGAGCAAAGGAUUCCUGACCAAGCCGCAGGCGCACGAGAUAGCACGGGGCAUGGAGCGCAGCGGCCACCGCUUCUUGUGGGUGCUCCGUGGGCUGCCGGCGGACAUCUCGCGCGGCGCGGGAGACCCCAGCGACGCGAACCUCGCAGAGCUUCUCCCGGGAGGGUUCUUGGGAGAGACAAAGAAAAGAGGGCUCGUGUGGCCCAAGAGGGCGCCGCAGAAGGAGAUACUGGCGCACGCCUCCGUUGGGGGCUUCGUCACCCACUGCGGCUGGAACUCCAUUCUGGAGAGUCUGUGGUUCGGCGUGCCGAUGCUGCCAUGGCCGCUGCGCGCGGAGCAGCAUUUCAGCGCCUUCACGUUGGUCUACGACAUGGGCGUGGCCGUGCCGCUGAAGGUGGACAGGAAACGGGACAACUUCGUGGAGGCGGCGGAGCUGGAGCGAGCGGUGAGGUCCCUGAUGGGCGGUGGCGAGGAAGGGAGGAAGGCGAAGGAGAAGGCCAUGGAAAUGAUGGUGGUCUGCCGCAAGGCAAUGGACCAUGGUGGGUCCUCUUGCGCUUCGGUGAAGAGGUUGUCCGAGGAUCUGCUCGGAGGAGCGGUGGUGUUGCCCAACGUGUGAUGUUUCUUUUUCCUUUUUUGAGGGAAACAUG